Molecule: messenger RNA, 1362 nt
Organism: Anthostomella pinea
Lineage: Eukaryota; Fungi; Ascomycota; Sordariomycetes; Xylariales; Xylariaceae
Source: the annotation of a GenBank genome assembly
AUGUAUUUUAUUGCUCAAGUACUGAAGAGCACGGAGUAUGGUAUCUGCCUAUUGCUCGGAUACUGUGUAUUCCUAGCAUUGUAUCGAACUCUCUUACACCCUCUAAGGCACUACUCUGGCCCUGCUGGUGCCAAGUUAACUGACUGGUACGCCGGGUAUGGAGCCAUCAAGGGUGAUCUCCAUUUGAGGGCAUGGGGAAACCACACUCAGUACGGACCCAUGGCCGCGCCGAAUGUCUACAGCAUUUUCAACGCACUAGAUCCGCGCAUGCAUCAUUCAAAGCGUAGGGCCAUCAGUCAGGUCCUCAGCGAGAGUUCUGUCCGGGCUUUCGAACCUGUCCUAGCAGAGCAGGUCGACAUCUUCCUACACCAGCUUAUGAACUCUGCGUCAUCUGAACCCGCGAAUUCCGAACCCGUGAAUAUAUCCGACCGGAGCAGAAGGUUCGGGAUGGAGGUGGCUGUACGUCUGGCAUUUGGACACUCUCUGGGUUUGCAGACGAGUGCGGCGUACCGCCCUCUGCUCGACGCGGUGGAGGUGGGAAAUUACCAGUUCAACUUCUUUAUGCAGCUUUUUCCAGGCGCUGGACGAGAUGAUCAGGUCAAGGACGUCCGUUCUAAGCACGCAGAGCAUGAUCUUUUGUCGUUUCUGCCGGAUGACAUGCCGCUGAGUGAGGUGUGGUCCGAAGGGGCAUUCUUUCUAAUUGCAGGAGGCGAUACCAUAGCGUGCGGGAUCAGCGCCCAGUUCUUCCAUCUGUCGAGGAACCCAGAAUGCUAUCGACAGCUGGCCGCAGAGAUCCGAUCCACGUUCAGUGACGGUGCAAGCAUAACCAGCUCUGCACAGCUCGCAAGCUGCCGAUAUCUGCGAGCAACAAUUGACGAGACUCUGAGGCUAUCACCACCAAUCCCUGGUACACUAUGGUGGGAACAAGCUUCUGAAGACAGCGGCCCACUCGUGGUGGACGGCCAUCUGAUUCCUCGAGGCACUCAACUCGGCGUGAACACGUACGCUCUUCACCAUAACGAAGACUACUUUCCAGAACCCCACACUUUCAGACCAGAGCGAUGGCUCGUCGGCAGUAGUCUUGCUGCCAAAACCACGAGGGGGGCUUUUGUACCAUUCUCCAUUGGGACUCGUGGAUGCCCUGGCAAGGUUCUGGCAUAUUUGGAGAUGAGCCUCAUCAUCGCAAAGACGCUUUGGUAUUUUGACUUUGAAAUGGCCCCUGGGAAGCUUGGUCUCAAAGGGCAGAGUACACGGAAUGAUAGUCCAUACGGGGAGAAUGGUUACAACCUGUAUGACAUGUUCGGGGCAUCACACGUUGGUCCGUAUCUGAGGUUUCGCCCUCGAGGCGAGGGGUCUAUUUGA